AUGUAUAGCGGAUCUAGCGACGGCGAAAGCCACGACACCUCGACGCAGAGGAAGAUUCCUCCAGCGUCUUCGAUGCUUUGGGUCAGAAAUCUACGACGGUACAUUGGCUCCGGCGCCGGAUUAGGAUCCGAAGCUCUAAUGGAGCUUGAGACGAAGAGAAUCUUGCUCGAGAUAUUCAAAGAGAAGCAACAGAAAAGUCAAGAAGCAGGCACGAUACCGAGCUUCUAUAAGAAGAAACCAGAAGAAGGGUCUAUUAGUCAAAAGGUCCAGAAGCUUGCAAAAUACCGCUUCUUGAAGAAACAAUCGGAUCUUUUAUUGAACUCUGAUGAUUUGGCUGCUAUGUGGAAUUGUUUGAGAGAAAAUUGUGUGAUUGAUGAUGCCACUGGUGCAGAAAAGAUGAACUAUGAAGACUUCUGUCACAUUGCCUCUGUAUGUACUGAACAAAUCGGCCCCAAAUGUCGUCGGUUUUUUAGUCCAUCCAAUUUCAUGAAGUUUGAGAAGGAUGAGGCUGGAAGGAUUGCUAUUUUACCGUUCUAUCUUUAUGUGAUGCGCACAGUGUCGCUUACACAAGCCAGGAUUGAUAUGAGUGAGCUCGACCAAGACUCUGAUGGUUUUCUUGAAGUUGAUGAAAUGGAGUCCUAUAUUUCUGGUUUGAUCCCUAAUCUUGCACAACUGAGGGACAUGCCUGAGGCCUUUAUGCAAAUGUACUGCCGCAUAGCUUCACAAAAGUUUUUCUUCUUCUGUGAUCCCCAUAGGCGAGGCAAAGCCUGUAUUAAGAAGAUACUGCUCAGCAAUUGUCUGCAGGAACUAAUGGAACUGCAUCAGGAAAGUGAAGAGGAAGUCACAGACACAGAGCAGGCCGAGAAUUGGUUCUCUUUGACUUCAGCUCAACGAAUAUGUGAUAUGUUUCUUGCGCUUGAUAAAGAUAUGAGUGGAUCGCUUUGCAAACAAGAACUUAAAGAAUACGCAGAUGGGACUCUAACUGAGAUUUUCAUAGAAAGAGUGUUUGACGAGCAUGUCCGUCGUAUCAAAAGCAGCAAAGACAGCUCUCUUCAGAACAAAAACGAAAAAGGGAGCAAAGACACUGCCCGGGAAAUGGACUUUUAUAGCUUCUUAGAUUUCGUUCUUGCUUUGGAGAACAAAGACACUCCAGAGGGUUUAACAUACUUAUUCCGCUGUCUUGAUCUCCAAGGGAGAGGCUUUCUCACCACUGCUGAUAUUCACUCUCUUUUCAGAGAUGUGCACCAGAAAUGGAUAGAAGGUGGAAACUAUGAACUGUGCAUAGAGGAUGUUCGGGAUGAGAUCUGGGACAUGGUGAAACCGUCUGACCCGUUAAAGAUCACUCUGAGCGAUCUCUUGGGAUGUAAACAAGGUGGAACCGUUGCGAGCAUGCUCAUAGAUGUGCGUGGCUUCUGGGCUCAUGACAACCGUGAGAACCUUCUUCAAGAAGAAGAAGAACCACCGGAGGAAGAGUCACAAUGA
Molecule: messenger RNA, 1482 nt
Organism: Microthlaspi erraticum
Lineage: Eukaryota; Viridiplantae; Streptophyta; Magnoliopsida; Brassicales; Brassicaceae
Source: the annotation of a GenBank genome assembly